CAUCCGCAUGUCACGUAAUAUCGGUGUGUGACGUCAUUUUCCUGCGACUGCCGCCGGCCAAUACCUCCAUGUGAACCAUUUUAACCAAGAUUACAAUAAAUUAAGGGCCGAUGUGGGAUGGUGACUCGGGUGUCUGAAUUCUGAGAAACCUUUUCAGUCCUCUCCUGGUGUUGGCUCCUGUCUCAUCUGUUGGAUCCAAUGGCCAGUCGUCUGUUGGUCAGAUAUGCCCGGUUAUUGUGCCGGGCUUCCUCCCAGGCUCCAGUCGUGGCUGCUGCUUACAUGCCCUCACCUAUGGCCACAGAGGUGCAAAGGGCGCAAGGCUGGCCAGGUGUGGUAGAGAGGUUAAUGUGUGAGGAAAGGCGAUUUGUUAAAGAUGAUGUCUCUCAGACUAUGCCCACUCGCACUGAGCUGGACGACCAGCUGGAUAAAGCAGUAGAGCCAGAGGAUAUCCUGGUGGCCUGGGCAGAGCAUGGAGGAAAUGGCAAUCAAGCAGCAAGUGCCCUAAAACAAUGGACUUUUUUAAUGCUAAAGACGAACCCCACGUUUAGGAAUGAACUGCCAACACUGAUGAUGGACUCGAGGCUGCUGGAUAUGAUGAAUACAGUAUCUCAGAAUGUGUCACAGGUGUGGAACAGCAGUCUUGUGUCUGUCUUGCAAGCUUUGUGGUUAAUGGGUCUGCCCUCAACAAAUGCAGUGCUCAGUUCAGUCCAGACAGAAAUCCUCUGGCGUGUCCGAAGGCUAACAUAUAAGCAGUUGUCCUACCUAGCAGACUGGGGGUCCGGGAGGAGGGGACAUCAGGAUGUGAUGAUAGUGAAUGCUGUCUUAAAGCAGCUGGAGCUACGCUGGACAGAAAUCUGUGAUGUUAAAACAGUUGCUGUACUGAUGUCAAAGGGAGAACGUGUGUCGCCUGCCUUGAUGGAUAGACUAGAGGACAAGGCUUUAGAGCUCGCAGAAAGCUUUUCAUCAGAAGAAAUCCGCAGAGUGUGCGUGUCAUUGGCUACUCAGAGCCGCAGAUCUGUCCCACUGCUCCGAGCGCUGUCCUACCACCUUCUCCAGAAACCGUCAUCAGAAUUCACUACUCCACUGAUUAUGGACAUGGCUUUUGCUUACGGGAAGUUGAAUUUUCACCAUACUCAGGUAUUUCAGCGAAUGGCCUCAGAGCUCUUACCCAGAGUCCCUGAGCUCAGUCCUACUGAUGUCACACGCUGUGCUAAAUCACUUGGCUUCCUAAAAUGGCUCCACCUCCCUCUGUUUGAGGCCUUUGCCGAGCACUACACAUUAUACAGUGACAAAUACACCAUUCUGCAGCUCUCUAAUCUGCUCCUGACUUUUGCCAGACUGGGCUUCCAGCCCAGCAAAGGAGAGGAUUUUUAUGCCAAGGUUCACUCAUCACUGAAGGACUCUCUGUCAAGCCUGGAGCCCUUCCUGCAGACAGAUGUGGUGUGGUCGUUGUGUGUGCUACAGCAGGUUCAGCCCAACUACCUCAUCCCUCUCUUACAAGAGAAACAUAUUACCAAACUGUCAGAGGGCAGUCCAACUCGAGCGGACAACUAUCGCCUGAAGCUCCUCCACAUCGCUGCUUCUCUGCACUUAGAACACUCAGGUUCCUCAAAGACAACAGCCGUCCCGUCUGCCCUGACCGCCUGGUCCCACCAGGGCCCAGUCUCCCCCCUAUCUCCCCUGCAGAGCAGUCUGAGGGAGGCUUUACAGAGUGUGGUAGGAGACACAGCAGGGGCUCUUCGCACUGGGGUGGUCACUGUGUAUGGCUGGACUAUUGAUGGUGAAAUGGUGGUGGAUUGCAACAACAGACCAGUGGACUUAUCGAUACUGGAAGCCCCACAUCUUCCUGGAGAAAGAAGUGGUAAACCUUUACCUGAAGGAGUACGGCGGCUUGCUUUCGUGGCUUGGGAAUUUCCAAACUUUGUCUCAAAGAGUAAAGACAUUCUGGGGAGGUUUGCCAUGAUGAAGCGACAUCUUCAGCUUGCAGGCUUCAUCGUAGUGGAGGUGCCAUAUUAUGAGUGGCUUCAGCUGAAGACUGACUUCCAGAAGUCGGCGUACGUAAAGGAUAAAAUUGGAAAGGCCGUAGCCGAGGACAUGGCCAAGUGAACUGGGCAGCCUGGAGCGAAUUUGCAGGCUCAGCUAAAACAGAGCUUUCCCAACCAAAUAGGACCACAGGGAAUACACACACAAACACCCACGUUCACGCUCAGAACAGAGCGGCAAUGCAGAAAAGCUCUCUCAUACUUUGUCAGGCAACAACAAAAAAAAAAAAAAUUCGCUUUGGUUCCCUUGGCAACAUGUAGGGCUUUCCCUGUUUCCAUGGAGAUGACGAGCAAGAGUUUUAGAGCCAAGGAGACAUAAAUAAACACAUCUGCAAGUCUUUCACUAGAGAAAAUAUGAUGGAUUAAGUCAGCCCGUAAGUGACAUGUCAAAGCAGAUGCACGGAAGUGGAGUGUAGAAUUUAUCAUGUGAAUAUAUUGGAAUGUUAUAUUAUCAAUAUGAAUGUGUGUGGAGUUAUCUUGUGAUGGAAUAAAUUGAUUUAUUGCA
Molecule: messenger RNA, 2547 nt
Organism: Sphaeramia orbicularis (orbiculate cardinalfish)
Lineage: Eukaryota; Metazoa; Chordata; Actinopteri; Kurtiformes; Apogonidae
Gene: fastkd4
Product: transforming growth factor beta regulator 4
Exons: 11
Coding region: 199-2106 (635 amino acids)
Biological process (GO): mitochondrial RNA processing; regulation of mitochondrial mRNA stability
Cellular component (GO): ribonucleoprotein granule; mitochondrial matrix
Molecular function (GO): RNA binding
Source: RefSeq, a predicted model, not a curated record